CCGAGCGAGAGCCCCGCGUUGUUAGUUGAUACAUUGGGUGAUUCAUUAGUUUUUGUGUUGAUGAAAUUUGAAAAUGGUGGAGUAUGACGAUAGGCCGAUCCAGCAUGACCCGGAGUUUAAGGGCCCUCUGAAGAAUCGCUCGUGCACCGAUAUCCCUUGUCUUUUGAUUUUUGUGGCGUUCAUUGUGUGCUGGAUUGCUAUUGGACUCUUUGCUUUAUCAUCCGGAGAUAUCGAGACCCUCUUGGCUCCAAAAGACAGUGAAGGUCGAAAAUGUGGAGUGGACUCGGAGAUGUCGAACAAAUCGUACCUCCUCUUCUUCGACCUAACGAAAUGCGAUAUCACUCACAAGAAGUGUUAUACGCCUCAAGUUUGCCUGGAGAAAUGUCCAACCGAGAACUGGGUGUUCAAAGACACCGAUCCUCUGGAGGACAUCAGGCAGAAGAUCAUCUGCAAGCCGGGAGUGGAUGUCACGAAUAAGGAUCGCACCCACAUCCAGGCGCUGAUCUACGUCUCCGCGUGCGCUCCCAUGUACUUGAAGAGCAAAUCCGUCGUGAACAGAUGUGUUCCGACGGACUUUUCCGCGGAUUUCAUCUCUGAUGCCAUUUUAGGAAAGUUGAAACAGGCAGAGGAGAUCAUCGGAUACCUGACGUAUGCUCAAGGGGUUUUUGAUAAAGUCGUUUCAUCCUACAAAUCGGCUCUCGGAAUUGUUUGCGGUGGGGCCCUCAUGUGCAUUAUCUACAUGUUUCUGCUCAAGUGGCUAGCGUUGCCUUGCGUUCUCAUCGCGAUAUUCGGAGUGUGCGGAUUGUUCGGUUAUCUUGGCUAUCUGAGUUAUCAGUCCUACUCGGAAACUGACUCAUCAGCCUGGCUGAUUGUAACUAUUAUUCUGGGCUCGGUCGCGGGGAUUAUCGCAUUGCUGACGGUAUGCCUGUGGCAGAGGAUUUAUCUGGCUUGUCAGCUGAUCAAAGAGGCCAGCAAAGCCGUGAUGUCCGCCCUCUCAAGUCUCUUCUUUCCGAUCCUCCCCUGGCUGACCCACAUCGCCAUCAUCGUCUACUUCUUCUACAUCGGAUUCCUCCUGAUAUCUAUCGGAGACCAGGAAUUCGUCAUCGAGCAGUCGCCGAACGUCGUCACAGACAACUGCGUCUGUCCUUCGUGGCUCAACUACAACAUCAACAGCUCCUGUGACCCUGCCCUCUUCAACUCUGAGUGCAGAGAGAAUGCGGAAAUGUGCGUGUCACGAGCGUGCCAUCUCCGGGGAGUGGACAACCCCCCCUACAUGAAGUGGAUGUACCUUAUCCACAUCUUCGGGGGCCUCUGGCUCUACUUCUUCAUCUCCGCUCUGGGGGAGAUGACACUCGCAGCGACAUUCGCCACAUGGUACUGGACCAUGAACAAGAGCGAUGUUCCAUUCUUCACGGUUACUGUGAGCCUCUGGAGAACGAUUAGGUAUCACCUAGGGACAGUAGCCUUCGGCUCCCUCCUGAUAACGAUCUGUCGCUUCUUCCGGAUCGUCCUAGAGUACAUCCACCGUCAGUCCACAGCGCAAGGAGGUGGGCAGCUCCUGGGUACCUGCGGGACGGCCAUCUACCGCUGCACCCAGUGCAUCAUGGUCCUCCUGGAGAAGUUCCUCAAGUUCAUGAACAGAAACGCCUACAUCGUGUGCGCCGUAUACGGAAAGGGUCUCUGCGCCUCCGCCGGGGACGCCCUCAGCCUCCUCAUGAGGAACAUCCUCCGGGUGGUGAUUCUAAACAAAAUAGUCGACUGGCUGCUCUUCGCGGGGAAGAUCCUGGUCACCUGCACGAUGAUAGCCAUAUCCUGGUGGUACUACAAGGAGGAAGAGGGCGAUAAUGAGUUCUGGUGGGUGCCCACCAUUCUCGUUGGACUGGGAUCGUAUCUAGUCGCUUCUGUAUUCUUCAGUGUUCAUGCCACCGCUGUGGACACCAUCUUCUUGUGCUUCCUGGAGGACUGCGAGAGACAUGAUGGAUCGGCCGAGAAACCUUAUUACAUGAGUCGGAAAAUUGCGAAAUUGUUGAAUUUGCAAUAAACAAUCAUCUUCAGAGGGAGUUGUUUUAGAGGGAAAUGUAAAACAAAUUCUCUAGAUAAUGAAGAGGCCUUGAAAUGCGGGGAAAAUCUCGCGUCAUGAAUUCUCAGUCACAGGGGGAUGAAAAAAUCUGGGGGAUAAUUUAAAAAAUUUGUUCCCUUUCAAGGCACUAGAUCGGACGUGUUGACGGUGAUCUGAGGAGGAUAAAUAAUUUUUUAAAAUGUUUAAAAGUGCGAGGUGGUGACAGACGUGAGCGCCGCCAUCUUGUUGUGAUUUACCUCCCCCUUCCUCUGCCGGAAGGGGCGUUAAAAAUGGCGGCGUUCUCGCUUUGGGUUUUUAAACAUUUUUCAUUCUCUUCAGAACACUCAACUCACUCCAUCAGAUUUCUAUAAAAUAAUUUUUUAAAGCAAUCUUUUAGAUACUUCAAGCCAUUUUUACCAGAGAAUUCAUGGCAUAAAGUUUUUCCUGCAUUUCAGUAUUUUUUUUCACUCUAGAUGCCUCUUAAAUUGAAUUUCAAAAAAUUUGGUGAUAAUUUAAUAUCACUCAUUAUCAAGAUGAUUAAAAAAUCGUUGGGUCAAAAUUUUUUAUUUCGAAUUUCCAAUGUUUUCUUUUGAGAUAAUUCAAUUUUUAUGAUUUUUUUACAUUUUGCAUUAAAAAGAAUGUAAAUAAAAACAGACGGUUGACAUAG
This is a messenger RNA of Diachasma alloeum, 2726 nucleotides long. RefSeq names its product CTL-like protein 2 (gene Ctl2). NCBI's taxonomy places the organism in Eukaryota, Metazoa, Arthropoda, Insecta, Hymenoptera, Braconidae. The record is from RefSeq and is a predicted model, not a curated record. Gene Ontology annotation, cellular component: membrane. The coding region runs from base 74 to 2041 and encodes 655 amino acids. Gene Ontology annotation, biological process: transmembrane transport. The transcript has 6 exons. Gene Ontology annotation, molecular function: transmembrane transporter activity.